CGGCCAUAUUGAUUAAUCUCGUUUUCGCGUAUAGAGUGGUUUUUCUCCUUGCUAGAAACGGUUGUCGCAAUCAGAAGUGUCCCAGAGCCCCCGGUUACAGAGAGUGCGUGUGCAGCUAGCUAAGCUCCUAGAGAUAGCCAUAGCAGAAGCCAGUUCCAGGUAACAAGUUUUUUAAGAAAGGCGUGUGCGGUAUCCAUUCCGUUUUCCCGUGGUCGUGAUCCAGCCGGAAGUGCCGAGAAAGAAACGAUUCUCGAGGGUGCACCGCGCGAGUUCCGUUUCGUUCAGUUUUUCUCUUCGCGCGUUCAUUUUGUUCGGCGUUUCUAUCGCCAGGAGGUUUCUCGUGGCGAACCUUCGAAGAAAAAACUAGUGUAGUGAGUGCAGCUCCCCAUCAAGUACGGAAUAAAGGACCGGAAAACCUGUAAGGAUUAGUACGGUGUUUUUUUUGGUGUGUGAAGAAUAGUAUCCAGUGGCGCGCACGUACCGUGUACCCAUUUUUUGUGAGGACCUAAUAGGAAGCAAAAUUUGCCCAAGAUGUCGGAACGAGAGAAUAACAUCUACAAGGCCAAACUGGCUGAACAGGCGGAACGAUAUGACGAAAUGGUCGAGGCAAUGAAGAAAGUCGCCUCCCUGGACGUUGAACUCACAGUCGAGGAGCGAAAUCUUCUGUCGGUUGCCUACAAGAAUGUCAUCGGUGCACGACGUGCCUCGUGGCGGAUAAUUUCCUCGAUCGAGCAGAAGGAAGAAAACAAGGGUGUCGAGGAGAAGCUUGAAAUGAUCAAAAACUACCGCUCGCAGGUAGAGAAAGAACUCCGCGAUAUCUGCUCCGACAUCCUGGAAGUGCUCGACAAGCAUCUGAUCCCGUGCGCGACGACCGGCGAGAGCAAAGUGUUCUACUACAAAAUGAAGGGAGACUACCACCGCUAUCUGGCCGAAUUCGCCACGGGUGGUGACCGCAAAGAUGCUGCCGAAAACUCACUGGUUGCGUACAAGGCUGCCAGUGAUAUCGCUAUGACUGACCUUCCACCGACGCACCCGAUCCGGUUGGGACUGGCACUCAACUUUUCAGUAUUCUACUAUGAAAUCCUGAACUCGCCGGAUCGUGCCUGCCGCCUAGCGAAAGCAGCAUUCGACGAUGCCAUCGCCGAGCUCGACACCCUCAGCGAGGAAAGCUACAAAGAUUCUACGUUAAUCAUGCAGCUGCUGCGGGACAACCUUACAUUAUGGACAUCCGAUAUGCAGGGUGACGGCGACGGCGAGCAAAAGGAACAAAUUCAGGACGUCGAAGACCAGGACGUGUCGUAAUUUGUUACGCGGCUCGUUUUAUGUGUGAAUUUAUUUUAUUAAUUAAAGAAAAUAAGGUUAAGCAUUAUUAAAUAAGCUAUACAUAAGACAGCAACAAACAACAACAAAGAAAAAAAGAAAAAACUGCAUUACACGACAGAUAAAACUGAACAUUAAGCAGACAACAAACUCACACAUACACACAUUCAUGAACCAAACGCGAAAUACAGCAGGUAGUAGGAAGAGUGCGAGAGUGAAACAAAAGCAGAUAAUCGCGAACCAUUUCACGAAAAUUGAAUUGAUGUAACAGGAGAAUUAAGAGAACCAAGAGUCGAGCCGAGAAUCAGCAAAACGAAAGCACCGUCAACAUGAAAUAAUACGAAAUAAAAUUGGUCACCAUCUGAGUCCUCUUGGUAACAUGAACGAAUUCAACGCAGUAUCAACAAACACAAUUAGACGUACACUUACACACAUACAUAGACAAACAUUCACUCAUCUUCACACUCGCAGACACGACACGAACACAUGAAUACUUAUUACUAUUACAUCAAGAAACAGCGUAUUAGAGCAUAUUGAUUACUACAACUACUACUAGUAAAAAGCUAAUGAAAAAAAUCAGCUGAGUGGUGUAAAAAGAGAAAAAAAACCAUCAUCCAUUAAAUGUGUAUUGUUUUUGUCAAUAUAUAUUAAUAAAAAAUAAAGAAAUAUUAAAAAGUACGAAAAAACUUAAAAUGCAAAUUAAAGGCAUAAAAAGAGAGCAGCAAAGACCAAGCAUCCAUCCGCCCGCACAGGCAGACAGGAGGGUGGGAGAGGAAACGCUUGUGAUACGCUGGCUCUGGGCCAGCAAGGGAAAGUGGACAGAGAGAUAAGCUUGCUGUCAAUCUCCUGCGAGUUCAGUUUGUUCCUCCCAUCCUCGAUUCGAUUCAAGCAUGUGCUAAUAUGUCCUGCCUAGUUUGUCGGAUGUAUCGAACAAAGCGUAAGAGAGAGAACAUUCCCAAUUUUCAAGCGAAAAAAUCGAAAUAAGGCAACAAAGGAUAAGCUGUAUUCUAGAAAUACCAGGCGAUUGCGGGAGACCUUUUGUAAGAGACUUGUUCGCUAUAUUUUUGUCAGUAUUCCCGUUAUAUUCCCAGAAGAGUAUUCUAUGUGUGGAAUCAAUUCCGCAGGUCUCCCGGUGGGCUACCCGACCGCCAUUAGUAACGCGACCCGAACAAUUGUUGGCUCUUUUGCUCUUCUCUUUUUCCGGCUGGUUUCGAACGCGAAAAUCCUUGAAUCACACGCGCUAACAAGUAGAACCCUUCUUUGCUGGACUUGGGCAUACACUAGCAAGGUAAACGAUUUAUGAUGAAUUAGUAAUACUAUUACUAGGUGUAAAGAAUUCAAUUCGAAGUUAAUCCAGUAUUUGCUGAAACAGAGAUACACGAACGCAGCAAUUGUGGCAGCGUCUGACGAAGUGACAAGUUUUUCAUUAAUUAUGCCCACCAGAAAUCGACGUUUUUAUUAGGUCCUCCUUAGGCUCAACAAUGUUGAGCUUUAUGCCACAACCUUGCUUUUAGUAGGAAAUUCUGUUGAUCAGCAUUAUCAGACCCACACUAUACAAAAUGAUUUUUUUUGUCGAUGAAAAAUAAGAAACAGCAACUAUAAAGCAGGGAAAUGAGUGUUGAAAUUUGGCUAUUUGAAGCAGGGACUUUCUGGCGUACAACCGGUCAACAUCCAAACGCGGUAAAAAGGAGCACAAACAACAACUUAAAGAAACAUGCGAAACUCCCUGCCUUAGCUAGCCAUUUUUUCCGAGAGUAAUCAUAAAACAUGAAAAAAGUGCGAACGAAUUUUCUACUAAUUGAGCAAACCAACAAAAAAUAAGAUGUUUUUGUUCGAAAACGAGUAAAAGUGAAUAGUCUAUAAUAAAUAAUGGAAAACAAAAUCAUUGCAUUUAUGAACACACAUACACACUCUCGUUGACGAUUUGAAAAAAAUGAAGUAAAUCAUAAAAUACACCAACUGACGACGAAAUAAAAGGCAGAGUUAAUAGACACACACACAUCUAAGAAAAGCUAUGUUUUAAUCAGCAAAACAAAAUCGUGAAAUAAACUAAUGGAAAGAAAUAAAAUAAAAAGUUUCUAGUAGUAGCCAAUUGAAACAGCUUCUUAAUUGCAACUAAUCCUGCAUUUACUUACGUGUGUUUUUCUCACUCAUAGCCUACCUUGAUGUCCCCAGAAGCCUUCUGCUACGUUCUACUGUCUUUCCUUUGUUUUAUUCCUGAACACUCUUCAAAUAAUUGAUUAUUACCAAACAGUGAAUAUCCGACGCAUCAAUUUCCGAGUUAUAUUUAAGGCGGUAAAUAAACAGAAUAAUAAUUAUUAAAGAAAGCAAGAAAACUAUUGAUUAUUAUGAGUAGAAAUAUAAAUUAAAAAGGUAAAUUAAUUAAAUAGAACCAUGCAAAACUACUUAAAACACUAAUUAUCAACGCAAGCAGACGCCCGAACCCAAAAUCCACAACACGAACAAAAAAUCGCGUACAAAGUAAAACUUCCACAGAAAAAAAGAAAUCUCGACAUUUUUCUUAAUUCUUCUCGUUUAUUUUUCAUCCUUUCAGACAAUUUAGUAAACUAACUCGGUUGGAAGAACUACUUAGCCUUUUCCCCGGGUUUCCCCAUUGAACUAGCAAAAGAAAUCAACGUGCAACUUUUGUUUCCUCUUCAGCGUUCGAUUAACUUACCUUUUGUGCGAAUGUCACUGCAGAAAAUGCAGCGAGAACAAUUGUCUAUCAAAAAAAAAGAUGCAACCAAGAUUUUAUUUUGUUUUAUAAGUUUUACGACGGCAAACAGCAACCGAAAGGUAAUAAUUGACCGAAAUAAAAAUGAAAAGAAUUCACACACAAACAUGGCAACAAAACAAAUGAAUGAAUAACAAAAAGAACACGAGACGCAUGCAACAUGAAGAAAUAAACAACAUUCUCAUUCUAAUGCAUAAGUUAAAUAAAUGAAACAAAACAUAAAAAGCCACACCACACAACAACUAUAAACAA
Molecule: messenger RNA, 4306 nt
Organism: Topomyia yanbarensis
Lineage: Eukaryota; Metazoa; Arthropoda; Insecta; Diptera; Culicidae
Gene: 14-3-3epsilon
Product: 14-3-3 protein epsilon
Exons: 5
Coding region: 532-1302 (256 amino acids)
Biological process (GO): signal transduction
Cellular component (GO): cytoplasm
Source: RefSeq, a predicted model, not a curated record